AUGCUAGUACACCAUGGAAUACGCGCGCCAAUUCGGCAUCGCACAUUUUGCACCACUAUUCGGGCACAAAGAAACUUUCCUAAUAUGCCGCGAGGUGUAGCUAAGGGAGGCCAUGGCACUGUGCAGCUCACGAAUCCAGCGCUGUUUCAUGAGAAAUCAUACAUCAAUGGUGCUUGGGUACAUGCGAUUAGUGGAAAAACCCAAAAAGUUUACAACAAAGCCACAAACGAAGUACUCGCUGAGGUGGUGGACCAGUCCCGCCAAGACACAGAGGAGGCUAUUCUUGCUGCUAACGAAGCAUUCAAGACAUGGUCAAAGACGACAGCUCAUUAUCGCCAUGAUCUGCUUCUCUCGCUCUUUUAUAAGAUCCGUGACAACAGCGAGGAUCUUGCCAGGCUGAUUGUUGCAGAGAAUGGCAAAGCAUUGUCGGAUGCCCGCGGCGAAGUUAACUAUGCCAACUCGUAUAUCCAAUGGUUUGCAGAGCAGACGCUGCGGAUUCAAGGCUAUACGACGCCAUCGGCCCAACCAGGUGUGCGCACGACGGUGAUCCGCCAGCCUGUGGGAGUGGCCGGUUUGCUUGCGCCAUGGAACUUUCCACUCGCCAUGAUUACGCGGAAAGUGGCGCCUGCACUAGGUGCGGGCUGCACGACAGUGGUGAAGGCACCGCAUGAAGCACCGCUCAGUGCGCUGGCGAUGGCCCAUCUAGCGGAGGAAGCGGGUAUUCCGAAAGGCGUUAUCAAUGUGCUUGUCUCGUCUCGAGGCACGAACGAGUCCGAGAUGGGUCUAGCGCUGUGUGAAAGUUCAAUGGUUGACAAAAUCUCGUUCACGGGAUCGACGCGUGUGGGCAAGAUUCUAAUGCGUCAAUCAGCUAGCACACUCAAGAAACUUUCAAUGGAGCUGGGUGGAAACGCGCCUUUCAUUGUGUUUGACGACGCUGACGUAGAUGCAGCCGUCAGCAAUGCUUUGGCGUGCAAGUUCCGCUGCGGUGGACAAACUUGCAUUUCGUUGAACCGUUUAUUUGUGCAUGCGGAUGUGUAUGAUGAAUUUGUGCAGAAGUUCAAGGAUCAAGUACAACAGCUGCGUGUCGGAUACGGAUUGGAUGAGAACAUCAACAUUGGUCCGCUUGUGAGUGAAGCAAGUCAGACCAAAGCUGAAUCACACGUCCGCGCCAUGCAGGAUGCGGGUUCUGAUGUGCUUGUCGGCGGUGAUAAAGGUGAAGGUCUGUUCUUUGAGCCCACCGUUGUGCUUGCAAAACAAGGCGUACGCAUGCCUACGGAUGAAGAAGAGACUUUUGGGCCAGUGGCUGUAAUCUACAAGUUUGAAUCAGAGGAAGAAGUGAUUCGACUUGCGAACGACGUACGCGUUGGCUUGGCAGGCUACUUCUUCAGCCAAAACGUGCAUCGAUGCUUCCGUGUUGCCGAGGCAUUGCAUGUGGGUAUGAUUGGUAUCAACACAGGCAUGAUCUCUUCGAGCGCCAUGCCGUUCGGUGGUGUGUUGGAAAGUGGGUUCGGCCGCGAAGGAGGACCUACAGGUAUGAACGAGUACUUGUAUGAGAAAGCACUUUGCUUCGGUGGCGUGUAA
Malassezia globosa CBS 7966 is the source of this 1581-nucleotide messenger RNA. RefSeq lists its product as uncharacterized. The record is from RefSeq and is a predicted model, not a curated record. The transcript is spliced from 3 exons. Gene Ontology annotation, molecular function: succinate-semialdehyde dehydrogenase (NAD+) activity. Lineage: Eukaryota; Fungi; Basidiomycota; Malasseziomycetes; Malasseziales; Malasseziaceae. The coding region runs from base 1 to 1581 and encodes 526 amino acids. Gene Ontology annotation, cellular component: cytoplasm. Gene Ontology annotation, biological process: GABA catabolic process.